CAUAACUCUAUUCCGAUAGUGAAUCCUUAAUUUGCGGCCAUGGGAGACCGUGACGGAGCUUUCAAAGAAUCGGAGUCCACCGGAGAAAUCGGCGGCGCCGAUGCUCAUUUGGUCUCCGGACGAUAUAAUUGCUUAUGCUUCCCUUGCUUCGGACCUCGUCGGUCGGUUUCCGACGAGAUUUCCUGGUGGGAACGGGCGAAGGCGGGAGCGAGAGCGAGAGCGAAAGCCACCGUAGACGGCGAGGAUCAUUGGUGGACCGGCGGAGUUAGAUCUGUCAAGAAGCUUCGUGAAUGGUCCGAGAUCGUCGCCGGUCCGAGAUGGAAAACGUUCAUUCGUCGGUUCAACCGGAACCGGCCCGCUGCCGUGAAGCUUGGGAAAUUCCAGUAUGAUCCCAUCAGUUACGCUUUGAAUUUCGACGAGGGAAAUAACGGCGAUGUGGAUUUCGAAGAGGAGGAGUGCAACGGUGGGUUUAAGAACUUCUCCGAACGGUUCGCUGCCGUGCCGGCUCCGGUGAAGUCGGCGGCGGAUGUAUAGGGUUCUGCGGCGGUCUUUUGUCCUUUUCUGGUGAAGUUGACUGGUCGGCUUCCGUCCGGUGGUGGUAAUUUAACGUAUCUUUUUUUUCAACUGAUGAGCUGGAAGUUGACCGUUCCAAUUAAUUAAGAGGCGCCAAUGGCGGCGGGUACACGUGGCAAUAAGAUGGUUUACUUUCUGUCAGGGUGACGUGUAGCAAAACCAUUGGUAGUUUAUAUGAUUUUGUUUUCUUUUUUUUUUCCAAUUAAAUUUGUAUAAUUCAUUUACCAAUAAUAGAAUUGCAUAAUUCAAAUAGAGUUUCAUUUAUGUAAA
This is a messenger RNA of Cucurbita moschata (crookneck pumpkin), 843 nucleotides long. RefSeq lists its product as uncharacterized. Lineage: Eukaryota; Viridiplantae; Streptophyta; Magnoliopsida; Cucurbitales; Cucurbitaceae. Bases 40 to 534 code for a protein of 164 amino acids. The transcript has a single exon. The record is from RefSeq and is a predicted model, not a curated record.